Molecule: messenger RNA, 1648 nt
Organism: Phialemonium atrogriseum
Lineage: Eukaryota; Fungi; Ascomycota; Sordariomycetes; Cephalothecales; Cephalothecaceae
Product: protein PXR1
Exons: 3
Coding region: 65-1225 (386 amino acids)
Cellular component (GO): nucleolus
Molecular function (GO): nucleic acid binding
Source: RefSeq, a predicted model, not a curated record
CCCGCCUACCAAUGUACUGUGUGGUAGUCUACCUUUGAUAUACCAGAAUUCGCUCCAAGUGACCAUGGGUUUGGCCGCCGCAAAAACGAAGCGGAAGGUCGGCGCCGACCCGAACAACAACAAAUGGGCCCGCAACACGGAUUCCUUUGGGCACAAGAUCCUCCGGGCCCACGGUUGGGAGCCGGGACAGUAUCUCGGGGCCAAGGAUGCGCCGCACGCUAAAUGGCACACCGCGGCCAACUCUUCCCACAUCCGCGUCGUCUUGAAGGAGGACAACCUGGGCCUCGGCGCAAACCGUAACCAUGGGGAUCAAUGUACGGGGCUGGACGACUUCCAGAGCAUCCUCGGCAGGUUGAAUGGCAAGACGGACGAGGCCUUGGAGACGGAACAAAAGUUUCGACAAGAGUUAAAACUCAGCUUCUACCUCGAAAGGAAGUUUGGCUCGAUGCGGUUCGUCAAGGGCGGCUGGCUGGUGGGCGACCAGGUUCAGGAUACCCCCACAGUAGAGGAGGAGAAGACACCCGAGAGCGAGGAUUCAACCACUUCCUCUGACAGCCAGGCUUCCGAGGCCGAACAGUCGGACGACAAGACGAAGAGGUCCAAGAAGCGGAAGCUCGAGGAUGGUGCCACUACGGAGAGGAAUGGCGGAAGGAAGUCGAAGAAACGGAGGGCCGAGGAUGGUUCCGAAACAGAGACUGAGAAGGAGAAGCGCAGGAGAGAGAGAAAGGAGAGAAAAUCAAAGAAGAAGGAGGAUGCUGACACUACCGACGGCGGUGCCGACACUGAGGCUCCAAGCAAGAAGCGGAAGAAGGGCACACAGGAUGACGGAAGGGAGGAUCCAGCAACCGGCGAUAGUGGAGGCGUCGAGGCAGGUGUAGAGCAAGAUGCCAAGAAACGGUCCAAAAAGGAGAAGAAGCCGAAGAAGAAAAGCAAGAGCGAGGAGUCGAGCGAGACUGAGAAGAAGUCAUCGAAGAAGAGGCGGCGGAAAGCUGAAGACGAGCCCGCCUCUUCGGUCGACGCCGGGGACCCGGUCAGGAAAGACACGGCUCUGGAUUCUUCGGCCGCGACCUCCAAAGCCGCUAGCAGCUCCUCAACGCCGGCAGGCAGCGGCUUCUCAACCCCGACCCGGCAUUUGUCACGGCAGCGAUUCAUUGCACAGAAGAGGAUGGCUUUCUCGGACCCUAAGGCGCUCAAUCAGAUCUUCAUGAUCAAAUCCGAAAGUUAGAAUCGUGGUUGCUUAGAUACCUAUAUACCUCUCGAUCGCGUCUCCUAGCAGCUGCUCUUAGAAUUUAUAACAUAAACCAACUUGUUAGCCAUCGAUUGGAAUCGGAAACUAUUGUGCUUUACAGUGGUCAACCUGUGGAUAUACUUGUUGAAUUUGACAGGGUUCUAUACCUGGCCGCUUGUGAAGUAAUAUGCGGUUCUCUAGGCUCAUUGAUGCCUUCGAGUGGAGGAUCCCGCCUCAUUUCGGGACUUCAGUUGUUGAAGAUCGACACCUCCUUAUAUCUAUCUAUAUAAGACUAUCACCACCCAUGCCCAAGUGCGCCGAGCAUUCCCCCCUCUGCCUUUCCACCUAGCACUUUUAGGACCACGCAUGGUCGUAGAUGGUCGUAAGUCAACACAAUCUAGUUGUCUCGGCCUAUACUUG